Molecule: messenger RNA, 834 nt
Organism: Aspergillus bombycis
Lineage: Eukaryota; Fungi; Ascomycota; Eurotiomycetes; Eurotiales; Aspergillaceae
Exons: 3
Coding region: 1-834 (277 amino acids)
Source: RefSeq, a predicted model, not a curated record
AUGACGUCUCUACUCGAGAAAACCUCGACUUUCAUCUCCUCGUAUAUCUCUCGGUUCCGCUUCCUGAUACAAUCAGGCCAUAAUACCCGGGUUGUUAUUUCUGCGCUAUCGGCUGCGGCGGUGGCAUUGACCCUUCCUCGUAUCUAUCGUGAUUAUCGGACUUUUCUCUCCUAUGGGCCCGGGGGAGUGCCGUAUAACUUUAUUGGGUGGUUUGCGGCUAGUGUGAUUCUUCCACCGUGGGGGAGGGAGAUGUUCUCGACCGGGGUGUAUGAGGCGAAGAUUACGGCGGGGGAGACGACAAGCUAUCUAGGUGAUGAAUGGAACAACAUGCGCAAGAGAGACCAUCGACCUCAGGUUGGACCGCAUAUUGUACCGCAGAGACAGAUUACGGAGUUUCCUUCGGAGGAGAUUAAGGAGAAACUGAAUCGGGAUUUCUACGCCUUCGCCAAUCGCAACCAACACCUCGUCGCACUUGCCCCGUCGAAGCUCGAACUUCACGCCGAUGCCCUCUUUCUCGCCGAGGGUCUUGUCCCGACUCCCGCUGCUCAGCAGAUGAGGGGCGAGCUUGCGCAUAUCCAUCGGUUGAAGGACUUCUCGCUGCAUGUGACUUUGGCUCCUGCUGACUGCAAGAAAGUGAUUGAAGCUGGUUGGGGGCAACGGCAUAGAUUAUCUGGGGUUCAGGUUCCGAAGGCACUUUUUGGAGGAAAAGUCAUCUCGCUUCCGUCGGAAUAUGUUUUGAUUUAUGCCCCACGCACUGAGCAAGAGGCUGCGUUUGUGGUGGAGAUCAUUGGUGCUAGUGUCAAGUAUAUGACUGGAUCCUUGGAGGUUAGGUAG